Messenger RNA from Notolabrus celidotus (New Zealand spotty), 4318 nucleotides. RefSeq names its product neuronal growth regulator 1 (gene negr1). The transcript is spliced from 7 exons. Bases 494 to 1531 code for a protein of 345 amino acids. Gene Ontology annotation, cellular component: neuron projection. The record is from RefSeq and is a predicted model, not a curated record. NCBI's taxonomy places the organism in Eukaryota, Metazoa, Chordata, Actinopteri, Labriformes, Labridae.
AAACGCUCCCGCACUCAUUCACUUUCUUCUCUGGGAUAAAUUGGGGGGUUGAUCUACGGUCAAUAUCUUUAAUUGGUCCUGGGUCUGGUCCUGGGUUUGGUCUUGGGUUCCAUCAAUACCUUCCGGUUUUACUGCUCCAGCACGAGCCACUGGGAACGUGUUGCCCGGGAAACGGCCGCAUGGCAACAGGAUCAGAGCCUGGGGGUUGUCUGCUUCUAGGUCUGCUCCCAUUUUACAUCGCGUUUCCUCACUAGAUGGUGUGCGAGCCACUGGAGAGUAUACACUUCCACACCGCGCAGUGGGCUCUACAUCCAGCUAAACAAACCUGGGAAACUAUACGGAGGAGGCAUUUAUUCACGGGGCUCCGAGGAGGGAAAGUGUGGGAAUAAAAAGAAGGUUUCUUUUUCUUUUUUGUAGCGAACAUUACACGCUCCUCUUCUUUUUUUUUUGGAAGAAGACUUGGGAGAAGCGGCAACAAAACCCCCCAGCUGUGAUGGACAUAAUGAUCGCGGUGCAGGAUGCUUGUGUUUCUGGUCAGUGGCUUACUGCGAUAAUUCUCAGCCUGUGCUGCUUUCUGCCGUCCUGUUUGCCCGCUGGACAGACUGUGGACUAUUCCUCGGUGGAAAGUGUGGUGAGCAGACAAGGCGACACGGCUCUACUGAGGUGCUACCUGUUGGAUGGGAUCUCUAAAGGAGCCUGGCUGAACCGCUCAAGCAUCAUAUUCGCAGGGAACGACAAGUGGUCCGUGGACCCUCGCGUGUCCAUUGUGUCCAGCGUUGGGGACAAACACGAGUACAGCCUUCAGAUACAGAAAGUGGAUGUAACUGAUGACGGCCAGUACACGUGUUCGAUCCAGAGUGAGCGCAAUCCACGGCCAAAGCUCCUCAACCUCAUUGUAAAAGUUCCUCCCAAGAUUUAUGACAUAUCCUCUGACAUCACGGUAAACGAGGGCAGCAAUGUGUCACUCAUCUGCACAGCCAGCGGGAAACCUGAGCCAACCAUUUCCUGGAGACAUAUAACCCCAUUAGCGAGGAAGUAUGAGAGCGGUGAAUAUCUGAACAUCACCGGCAUCACAAGGGACCAGGCUGGGGACUAUGAAUGCAGCGCUUUAAAUGACAUCGCCUCUCCUGACACCAAAACAGUAAAAGUCACAGUCAACUUUGCUCCAUCUAUCCAUGAGAUGAAAAGCAAUGGAGUCGGUCUGGGACGCACAGCUCUGCUAAGGUGUGAAGCAGCUGCCGUGCCUUCUCCGACAUUCGAGUGGUACAAGGGCGAGAAAAGGAUUAUCAAGGGUCAAGGCAUCGACAUCAAAAACCUCAGCUCCAGAUCAAUCCUCACAGUGAACAACAUGACAGAGGAUCGUUACGGGAACUACACAUGUGUCGCCACCAACAAACUAGGGACAGCUAAUGCCAGCGUGCCUCUCAUUCCGCCCAACACUGCACCCUAUGGGAGCACAGGAAGUGCGUACGUCCCGCUGGCCUGCCGGUACCUGGUCCUGGCCCUCUCCUCCUUCAUCAGCGUGUACUAGCGGAGGCCAGUGCGGACACAAUGACUGUCGAGAGCAUUUAUGAGUCCUUUUUGACACUGCUGAUGGCUGGAAUCACAUCUGGUACAGUUUGUUGAAAAGCCGUGAGGGGAACAUAAUCAGCGUUACUUUGUGUGGGGAAGUUUUGGUUUUUUUUCCUUUGCUUUUUUUGGUGAAUAUUCUGUCAUGUAAAUACUAUGAUGUUUUUUUAUUAUUAUUAUUAUUAUUGUUAUUCUAAUUAUUAUUUUCUUUCUCUUCUGAUUGAUUGAACACCCAGUGAAUCAGUGCUAACCUCCAGCCCCUCCCCACCGCCAAUCAUAUCAAAAGCCCCCAAAAUGAGUUGCUUUCAUGCCUCUUUCUCGUGGAGGUGAUGGCGCAAAAUUGACAUUUUCAUCAAUUUUUGUACAUGGUUAAAAAAAGAAGCAAUUGUGCCAAGUUUACCAGUACACAGAAUUACCAUACCAAUGUUGUAUUGAAUGUAUUAUGGGUUGUUGAACAAAAGGAAAGACAUUUAGAUUUCUAAUCACUCAAAUUCUGAUUAUGGAGUGUGCUUAAAAAAAAUACUGAAAAAAAUGUAAAGAACAAAAAAGGCAGGGACCUGUGUUGUCAUGAUUACUCAGUAGAUGGAUGAACAGUGUUGAAGGUGUGCUUUGUUGUAUCCUGAAAUGGGUCCUUCAGUUACUAUGCCUGCCAAACACAUUUGAUCAGGCAGCCGUCAAAGUAGCAAAGUAUACUGUAUUGUAUCUUUAUAUUUUAAUAUAGUGUAGGCUUUUGUUUUGAAGUGGGACCAGCUUUUUUCUCAUCCGUCUACCACAUUAACACGGUUCAUGACUCUGUACAGUAUGAAGGGAGGAACAUCGCUGCCCUAUGUUUACAUUUUCUUGAGAAUAUAAAUACUACACUGUAUAUCCAUACUUUACACAUUUAUGAAUGUUGCAAAAACGUGUUGCAGUUGAGAAGAAAAAUGUCAACUUUAAAGAUUCAGUUUGAAAUGUGCCACUUCCAUUGAACAUCUGAGCAGAGAGUUUAGAGUUUUGCUGUAUCAUCCUCACAGCUGCACACUGUUGGCCACUUCAAGGUUUGGCUUCAACCUUUGGCUUGAUACUCUAUGGGGAAGAGAUUCUGGGAAUGCAGUAUUCUGCAGCACAACAUUUUAUUUCUUAGUUUGAAAUACAAAUCAGUCUCCUUUACCGUAAAUAUAUCUACUUCUACUGUACCCGAAUACAUAUGAAAGAUAUCCAGAGAGACAAAGGCCAAUCGAAUUUCUGGAGAAUAAACCAACAUAUUUGAUAAAAGUAUGAUAAUGGAACAUGUUUCAAUUCAUAUCUGAGUCUUGUGUUAAUUAUGAGCAACAGAAAGAAAGCCUGUGAACAUGCUCAUCACAACAUUCAUGGCCUACGGUGCUAAAUCAAAAAGCUAAUCAGUGUCCACAGGGCCAGUGAACAUCAAGCAGAGUAGAGAAUAAAUUAAACCAUGAUGCUGUUUCAUAGAACGAAAUGUGGCUUUUAUUCACUACCUUCAACCUUUUAUCGAAAACAAAGUUCUUAUGGUUUACUUCCUGACCAGACGUUUAUGGCUCAUUCAUUCUCAGAUAUCUUCAAUCCACCGUGAAAACAGAGAGACACUGUACUGUAAUGCCUUAAUAGAACCAUAGACAUGAAAUGAUGCUCCCUUUCAAAGGAAACUUCUAGAAGCUAUCGAUCAAUAACACACGUUUCUUUGACAUAUUUAUGAUUACUGAAUGUUCAUAAACCAGUAGCUUACUUAUCUUUCAAAUUCUACUCAGUAAAGACAAAAUUUUUCUCAACCUCCAGCUCCCACAGGUAUUUUGAAAAAAGCCAGUUGCAUCAGCUGAAAAUGCAGUACUUGUCAUUCAGGUUAACAUGUUUGCAGGUCUUGUUUGGAUUUGGAUUGUGUUACAUUUUGCCCCCGAAACAAGGGUACCCUGAACAGUACCCAAGUUCACACAGUAUUUUCACGUGAACUUGUAACUGCAAACCUGUAGAGAAAUAGCCAUCGCAGUUAAAAGACUUAAAGCACAAACACUGUUAGAACUUUUACGUUUUGUGAUGAUUUGUUUUAAAGUCUGCUGAAGUUUUAUUUUGUUCUUUUAUUGUUUGUACUGAAGUUGUUCUCAGCUUGUUUUACAAAUUAUGAAAAUACUGCACCGUAUGAUCUUGUUUAAAUGUUAAGGUAUACUGAAAAUGGGUCAAAGUAUAUUUAUUCUCUUCCUUUAUGAAACAAUGUAUAAAAAAUAGAUUUGAAACAUGUAAAACUGGAUAUGUGACAUUUAUUUGAAUGGGACACAGUUAUGGCAUAGUUUAUAAUGUUGUCGGGUUCAUUUAGAUGCCAUAACUGUUGUUGAUUUUUUUGUCGGACGAGUACAUUUAAAAGAACAAUGUUUUCAAUCAAAUUACCUACUUUUUGAAACAGAGAGGGUGUGAACCAAUAUAACAGUAUUAUAGAUCAGACUCGAUGUGUGUAUAUUUGGAGAAAAUAGGAUACCUUUUGAUCUUUAGAGCCAGUGUGUAGUCCUAGUUUUCACACACUUGCGUGUUUGACGAUGUGCAGAGAGUAUGGUUGUGCUGCAUGUCAAAGUUAACCUGUGUUUUUUGAGGUGGCCAUUUUACAAAUAUUCAUACUUUUUAUGAAUGGAACCAAAUGUUUGGUUCUGACAGCUGGUCUAAAAAUACAUACCUCCUACAGACCACCAGGCUAUGUUUGUUUGUGAUUUCUUUCAACCAACUUUGCUGAUUAACUUUAAAAAAAAAAAACUUAAAAAAAACUGCU